CACCCAUCCUCUCUUCCAUCCUAGGGUAUGGCCUUUACCCUUGAAGAGAGGCUCCAGCUGGGAAUACAUGGUCUUCUUCCACCUUGCUUCUUGAGUCAAGAUGUUCAAGUUCUCCGAGUCCUCAAAAGCUACGAGACCAAAUCCAAUGAUCUAGACAAAUACAUCAUCCUUAUGACUCUGCAGGACAGAAACGAGAAACUGUUUUACCGGGUGCUCACAUCUGACAUAGAAAGAUUCAUGCCAAUAGUGUACACUCCUACGGUGGGAUUGGCUUGUCAGUUGUAUGGCCUAGCUUUCAGACGACCUCGUGGGCUAUUCAUUCCAUAGGCAGCAUGAUGUUUU
This is a messenger RNA of Python bivittatus (Burmese python), 342 nucleotides long. The record is from RefSeq and is a predicted model, not a curated record. Lineage: Eukaryota; Metazoa; Chordata; Lepidosauria; Squamata; Pythonidae.